GUACACAAUUCCUCUAUCACUGUCUCUCUUUCUCUUUCAUUUGUUUUCUCAUUUGUAAACCAUCGUUCUCUGCAUCUUCGCUUGAGCAAUGCCCCUGCCCCUGUUCCUAGUGUACAAUAAAGUGGUAGCAGGAGAGGGAUCAAAUCCAUCAGCAAUUCCCUUCCCACCGAGACGAUAAUCUCGAUUUACGACGAAUCCACACGAAAGAUAAGUUCGUCUAGUGUACGACACUGGUCGUUUCUUCCUAGUUCCAGUCGUUGUGUUUCUGUUUCUUUUCGCUUGAGUUUUUUCGGCCGCGUUGGCAGAAACAUCGCAACGUGCAACUCCCCAUCACUCAGGAACUCGAAUUUGUUUUUUAACAAAAAUAAACGAUCUUUCGGACGCCUUGAACUCAUCCUGUCGUCUGUUAUCCCGAAGGAAGCAGGAAUUAACGGUAAAAAAAUGAAAAAUCGGGUACGGUGAGAGUGCAAUCGAGGUUAGAAACUGAAAAACGUCAAAAGUGUCAUGAAUUCUUGUAUUCAGCAACUCAGCGACCUGUGUGUGAAACAGUGGAAACAGUGCGAAGUAGGGGAGUAUCCCCGCGAGUGAGAAAAUAAUCAUCAUCGAGGAUUAUCUUAAAAAAGUGUGAAAUAAAAGGAAAAACUGAAAAUUCUGGAUGAUAGCAGAAGUUCUGAACGUUCUUCACCAUCGAAACGAGUUGAACAGUGAUGAAGAUCGUUAUUGCAGCCUCAACAAAUUGCUGAAAACUCCAUUUUGUUGAAUCCUGCUAACAAAUGACGAGUGAUGAUUAUGUUAUGAAUAUGUCAGUGAUCACAGGAUCAUGAGAAAAUUCGAGGAAAAUUCAUUUUGUUAGGCAAAACUGGUGGAGACUAGUGUAACACAAUACGUUAUUUAUGUUUGUCCUUGUGACAAGUGGAAACAUACGCAGAUUCGUGGUUCAAUAGAUAAUAAAGAAACUAAAAGACCUGGAAUCGACAAUGGUGAGCCACAGAUGACUGUUAGCCGAGCCAGUUUAGCUCUCGUUCAUCUUUAAUAUGAGCAAAGGAGUAGGAGUGCCUACUGGUGGACAAAAUCACCAGGAGUGUGUGGGAAGCAUCAAACGACACAAAUCAUCAAGCUGUAAUGUACCACUUGUACAUGGCAGAUCAAAUCCACCAAUCAACGUACGCAAUAGGCUCACCACUCAUCAACGAAACCAUAGCUUGGAUUUUAGGUCGAUGGGUAUCUUGUUGCCACCAGUUCCCCAAAUAACUGUGACAACCCUAGCAAAUCAUCAUCGCAAUCGUAGUCUGGAUUCAGCGUUACAACGUAUUCCAGAGGUGGAUGUAACUCCCUCACCAGAAUGUGAAACAAUUCCAGACAUCUCCAAAAAAUCCUCAACCCCAACAAUAAAACCUCGAAGUCGUGAACGCGAGGAUUUGGCAAGUUUAGGGUCUGACGAUUCUGGAAUUCUCUGUGGCUCGGAUAGUGGCUCGAGUGAUGCUGCUGCUGUGACCACUCGUGAAUCGAGUGUUGAUCAUUUGGACAGUCGUGAGAGUCUUGACUCGUCGUUGUCCCAAUCGGGAGACAUGGACAGUGUCGAUAUCACUGAUACAGUUGAUCCAAUUACUGAACCAAUUGACAUUACUGAAGAUAAAAUUAUGAUUAUUACGAAGAAGAGUGAUGAUGACGUGGAGAAAACUAAUUCCUAUGACGAGUACAAUGAUAAGAUAGCCAAAGAGGAAAGAAGAGAGACAACAAUAGGUGUUAAGAUGGGUUUUAAAGGCAAUGAGGAGGUGGUGGAGAGACAAAUGGAAUUAGCAGGAUCAGCAAUUGUUCUUUGUUGUGGCUCAACUCAGCCUGAAGAAGUGGAAAAUGAUAAGCCGGUGAGAAAACAGGAGACGGCACAGCCAAAAGCUACUGAGGGAUGUCUAUUGAGGCUGUUUGAAAGUCAGAUAUUCGAUAUGUCAAUGGCUAUCUCCUAUUUAUUCAAUUCUAAGGAACCUGGCGUUCAGAGCUAUCUUGGAAAUAAAUUAUUUAGCUUCAGUGAUGGAGAUGUUGACUUUUAUCUACCGCAGCUUGUCUUAAUGUAUAUUCAGCUGCAUGAUGUCACCGAGGUGCUUUAUCCGUAUCUUGUCCAUAGGUGCAGACAGGCCGCUGAUUUUUCACUGAAAUGUGCGUGGCUUUUGGAUGCAUACAGUUCGGAUGCACAUUUACCAUCAAAAAAAAAGUCACACGGGACCAAACUGAAGAAUUUGAUUCUCUCGGAUGAACUUCGAAGGAAUAGAAGAGCCACGGAUGCUACGAGAAAACAUAAGGUUUCCAUACAAGGAGGAGGGCUUCAACCAACAGCACCAAUAAUGGUUUUACCACCGACUCAACUCAUCACUUCACCCAACAAGAAAACACACCAAAGAUCACAAUCCGAUGCUACUGGGCUGUUUCAAUCAUUGCGUCGUAGUAAUUCUGGUAUAAUAAGUAAAAUAAACCUGGGGGAUCUGAGUUCCGGCCGAGCAUUCGACAACGGAUGUACCUGUUUUCAUUCCUGCCAAGGUGUAGUGAAUGACCUCCGAGGUCAGAAGACUGAUUGUUGCUGUGAUGCACCCCGUCUUGCUCCAGAAUUGGAAUUUAUUCAAGCGCUCAUCACAAUUGGCAAACUACUCGGUACAAUUCCCACAAAAGAAGCUAAAACAGUUCAGCUCGUAGCUGAACUAAACACACUCAAUUUAAAUCUCCCGGCACGUGUUUGGCUUCCCUUACACAGUUCAAUACCCCAUCACAUUGUUAGGGUACCUCCACAAUAUGCAGCAGUGCUCAACAGCAAGGAUAAGGCUCCUUACAUAAUUUACGUGGAGGUCCUUGAAGUGGAGGAUCUCUACACGUCUCCAGUGCCCACUAAAAUAAUGGGAAGUUCUUUGAGACAUACAAAAUCUGAGGAAAAUCUUACGGGAAGUGAAAAUCCUUCGGAGGAUCCUACUAUUGCCUCGACGACAUCAACUGGACAAAAUAACAAAACUCCAUUAAAGACUGCGAACAGACCGCUAAUAAAUUUAUCAAAUCCCCCUUUAACACAUCCCUUCAAUUAUCCAGACUUUAUGAACGAUGACCCUAGUGAUUGUUGGAGUCAAGAAGACGAUGAAAUCACUCAGCAGUAUCUUCAGCUACGAAGACCCAGGGACACCCGAGAUCGUGAUACGAUAUCUCAAUUGAGUCAGGAUUCGUCGGACUCCAGAGAACCAAUUUUUGUACCUGGGGAUAUAAAAAGACGAUUGAGUGAGAUGGCAGCAACUCCAUCAACGACUUUUAGUCAUGAUCCUGAGGAUCCUUCGGCUGCUGUUCUUAAGGAGCCUUGGGAGCUGAAACAGAGAAGAAUCAGGACAUCGAGCCCUUACGGUCACUUAGCAUCCUGGAGACUUCUCGCUGCUAUUGUAAAAUGUGGAGAUGAUCUCAGGCAGGAAUUGUUGGCCUCGCAGCUAUUGGAGAUGUUGGGGAAAAUAUGGCAGGAGGAAAAUGUACCACUUUGGCUGAGGCCAUAUAAAAUAUUGUGUUUAUCGAAUGAUAGUGGACUCAUUGAACCGAUUUUAAAUACUGUAUCGUUGCAUCAAAUUAAGAAACAUUGUCAGUUGACGUUGCUGCAGUAUUUUGAGAGGGAAUUUGGAUCAGUUAAUUCGGAAGAAUUUUCUGUGGCUCAAAGGAAUUUCCUGCAGAGCUGUGCAGCUUAUUGUUUGAUUUGUUACUUGAUACAAGUCAAGGACAGACACAAUGGGAAUAUUCUGCUGCAUAGUGAUGGACAUCUCAUACAUAUUGAUUUUGGAUUCAUCCUCUCGGCAUCGCCCAGGAAUCUUGGCUUUGAGAGCAGCCCUUUCAAGCUGACACCCGAAUUUGUUGAGGUGAUGGGCGGCAGUGGGUCGAAAAUGUUUCAAGAAUUUAAAGGGCUCAUUCUGCAGGGCCUUGUGGCUGCUAGGAAACAUAUGGACAAGGUGGUCAACCUUGUGGAAAUCAUGCUUUCAGGUUCACAACUUCCAUGCUUCCGCAGUGGUGGAGCUGCUACAGUUCAAGGUUUGAAAAAUCGUUUUCAUUUAACUCUCACGGAAGAUCAACUGCGACAACACGUCGAGGACCUUGUAGAAGGAAGUAUUCACUCGUGGUCCACGAAAUUGUAUGAUAGAUAUCAAUACUUUGCCAAUGGCACUUUAUAAUUAUAUGUAAAUUAUUUUAAAUAAUCGUUUUAAGCUUCGAAAAAUCGUAUCGUCCAUUUUCAUUUGCUUUGGUACAAUAGGGUACCAUUAUCAAUAAAACUUAUAAUUAUUUUGUUUCACUUCAUUGAGUAAUUUUGAUAAUUCUUAAUGCUUUAUUGGAUAUAUCAUUAAUUGUCUCAUUGUGCGUUACUCAUUUUACUAAAAUGCCAUUUCUUCCAAAUGCUUUUUUUCGAAUAAUAAUCCAGCAUUCCACGAUGUACACGAAUGAUCACUUGAAAGAAUUAAUCGAUUAAAAUGAUUAAUUCUCAUAUUAUUUGAUCAAUUUUUCAAUUUGAAAUUGACUGUAAAUAUUAAAUAAUUGGUAUAUGUCAUGUCUAAUGUAGGUUGAAUACUUGAUAAUGACUUCAAAUAAUGUUUAUUAUUGCGUUUUGAAGUGGUGAAAGGAGAAAAAGGCAUUUGUCCGCGAUUUUGGGAAUUUCUUUGUAAUGAACUGAGGGUAAAAUGUCAAAAGAUAUUUUUAUAUUGCAAAAUACGCGAGCUACAUAACAUGUCUUUCGAUAUAUUCACCGCAAAUCCACUGAUUUCAGAGCCAUUCUCAAAAUAAUCAACAUUGAAUUUUCGGAUUGCUCGGUCUCCUUUUCAAGUACUUGAUUAGAAUUGGCGUUAUCUCGACAAUUCAUGAGUUCGAAAGGAAAUGUCUGAAAACCUUUUUCCUACAGAUUUUUUUCAGCAACAAAAAGGCAUCUGUAAAUUUUCCUCUAAAGCUACUCUAGUUCGAGAUAAUUUCAAUUUUUCAUCACUUCAUAACUUCUGUCCAGAGUGUAAAUUUCAAGUUAUUUAAUCAAAUAAUAUCGCUAUAGCUUAAAUGAGAUGAAUAUUUUGUCGAAGGUGCCUUAUUUGUAGGAACAAAUGUAACGAGAAAUUAAUGAAUAAACAAAAAAGGAAUGUAUGGAAAACCAAAAAAUGCAAUUGAUGUAAUGAUACAGUGAGGAUUUAUCUGUCGUAUGUAUUUCUGUAUACAUAAAAUUGAAUGAGAUCGGUAGUUGAUAAGAAAAAAAAUCAAUCACUUUUUUAAUUCUAAUUGAAUCAUUGUUGAUCAAUAUUGACUGUCCGGGGAUAAAAAUUGAAAAUAAUUGAUAAUUCGAUGAAUCCUACAGUAAACUGAUUUUGUCAAGGGAAUUCGAACAAACUUUGUAUUGAAAUGGUAAAAAGUAAUAACUCGAUUUGUUUGAUUUCGCCAAUUAUCAAAUUCUCUUGAUGCUUUCCUACAAUGUAUUUGGUCGUACACGUUUUACAUCAAUGAUUUUUCGGGCAAUGCUUUCUGAUCAGUCACAAUGAGGAUAAAACAGAAUUUAUAUUGAAUAUCUCUGGACCUCCACAAUUUAUUGUAUAACUUUCCAUCUCAACAAUUACGUUUUUGUUUUGCAUGACAACCAAUUAUCUGCAGAACUAAUCUCUUUCCUUCCAUUUACUGCACAAUUGUUGGAGAAUGUUCGAUAAUUAUCCGAAAUUUAAGGUACUAUAUCCCAUUAUUUUUGGUAAUCGGAUCUGGUAAUCAAUUGCGUGAAGCAUUUUUCAAAUAAAAUUACAGUGAUUAUUUCUCUGUUCGUUUUGCUAAUCGUCCUCUAAUAUUGCAAUUGUUCCUAUAGCAAAAUAAUUUGAAUAUUAUCCUUCAAAUUAACAACAUCAACUAUUUCUUAAACAGAUCCGAUAAUGAAAAAUGAUUCGUGGAAUGCCACUCAAUUCGCUAAAAUGAAUCGAAUAUUUUCCUCAUAUUUUUCUGCGUAAUGACCAUGGAGAUAAGUUUUGCACGAAAAUCCCGAACUUUCAAUCUGCAAAAGACUCGGAAAAUAUUCGAUAAUUUCGGAGGUCCUGUGGGAACGAUAAUUAAUGACUAAAGGAAAAAUUGUUAGAUCACCUUUCCGUAAGAAUUUUCAACAAGCGAAAGUAUUUUGCUAUUUUGUAAUAAUAUCACUCAUUUAAUCAUGCUAACUAUUCAUCAUUCUGUACCAGAAAAUGUAGAAGAUAAAACAAAUAUGAUUGUGUAAUUAACCCAAAAUGAUUGAAUCUGGUCGAGAUUAUCGAAGAAUAUAUUUUACUGCGGAUUUUUUCCUCGCAAUAAAGGUUUUCUAACACUUUAUCCUAACAAAUAUCACUUUCAUUUCGUUAUGUCGUUUUAUCACUUCAAUCUAAGAAGUUGCAAUCUUAAGCAAAUCAGCCAGCGAUCCAAGUGUACUAUAUAAACAUCAAAAUACUCAAAGGUAUCCAGAAAUAAUAAAUAUAAAAAAAAACUUUCCUACUUUAUAUAAAUAAAUAAAAAUGCAUUACCUGAUUAACAGGUAUGCUAGAAUUUUGAGGGAAUAAUCACGAAAGUUUUUACAUGUUCUUAUUGCAUAUAAUAAAUUUAUUAUUAGCUAUUAAAAUGAAAAUAAGGUAAAACUCCAGGAAAAACUGAGAAAUCCAAAUUGCAAUUUUGGAUAAAUUAAGAAAAAAAAAAUUACUGAUGAGGAAAAUUUAAUGUUAUUGCCAUUUUAGGUUUAUUCAAUUAGGUAACUUUAAAUUAUUGUCAUAGUCAUGAUACUGUAGUUAUAUGAAAAGGAACCAGUAAAAAAAAACAAUAUAUUGGUUGAAGAUAAUUGAGUGUGGGUGAGAUAAGACGAGGCUUUAUUCUUGAAUUAUGUUUCUAAAAAUAUUGAAAAUAUCAAGAAAUAAUUGGACUUGAUGUAUGAAUUUAAAUCAUCAAUUUCUAAUUUUAUAUUCCGCGUCAUUAAACUCUAAAUCAUAUUACAUCGUUAAUCGUAUAAAUUCUUGAUCAGCAAUUAAUUAGUUAUUAAUCGAUUGAAGGUUAAUUUAAGGAUUUUAUUUUUUUUAUUGUAUAUUUAUUCGCAUAGUUGUGUUAGUUCAUCAUAUCCUGGCGUUGUGGAAACAAGAUUGCGUAAUUAGAUGACAGAGAAAAACAAAAAAUUGCUCAUACUUGAAUUAAUUAAAUUUGUCAUGAACGAGGUCUGUAAUAUUUAGAUGAUUAAUGAUGACUAAUAUUCAUUUGGUUUGAAUGAUACCGUGAAAAAAUGAGAAAAUGACGAAAAUGUGUUAUUUUCUGAGCUUGUUGCUGGAAAUUGAAUAAAGUAUAUGCAUUUA
Diachasmimorpha longicaudata is the source of this 7316-nucleotide messenger RNA. RefSeq names its product phosphatidylinositol 4-kinase beta (gene fwd). Gene Ontology annotation, biological process: phosphatidylinositol phosphate biosynthetic process; phosphatidylinositol-mediated signaling. The transcript has 6 exons. The record is from RefSeq and is a predicted model, not a curated record. Gene Ontology annotation, cellular component: membrane; cytoplasm. Gene Ontology annotation, molecular function: 1-phosphatidylinositol 4-kinase activity. NCBI's taxonomy places the organism in Eukaryota, Metazoa, Arthropoda, Insecta, Hymenoptera, Braconidae. The coding region runs from base 1035 to 4178 and encodes 1047 amino acids.